GUCAAACUUAUUCAAGUUAAACCUUAUUUAAUAGAUGAGCCUACUCUUUAACUUUGUUUGAUCCAGUUGGUCCUAAUUUGAUUCGGUCUGGUUAACAUUGUUUGAUUCAAUUGUUUUUUUUUUUUAACAGUAAAAUCCAGAUUCACUUUCUCACCCAGUUAAACCUAGUAAUAGCUUUCCUCAAUCCAAAAAGUUAAAUUCCGUUCAACCACAUUUAUGUCCUUCAUUUCCAAUUCGGUUAAACCUUUACACUAUACACUGUACAGGUUAAGAAUGGAAGAUUAUGUAGUAUUGGGAAGAAUAGGAGAAGGAGCUCACGGAAUAGUCAUGAAGGGUCGUAGAAAAUUGAGCGGAGAAGUAGUUGCUCUGAAGAAGGUUGCCCUCAAGAGGCUGGAGGAUGGUAUAUCCGAGGCCACUAUACGGGAGAUUAAAGCACUCCAGGAACUGGAAAGCGUGCAUGUUGUUAAAUUGUUCGACGUAUUUCCCCAGGGUAUGGGAUUCGUCCUGGUUUUUGAGUUCAUGGUUACAGAUUUAUCCGAGAUGAUACGGGAUGCAACAAAUCCUCUCACAACUCCACAGAUAAAAAGCUAUAUGCAGAUGUUGCUACGGGGAGUAGCAUAUUUACACGGGAAGAAUGUGAUGCAUAGAGACAUGAAACCAGCAAACCUUCUCAUCAGCAGAGAAGGAAGGUUGAAGAUUGCAGACUUUGGACUUAGUCGUGUACAUACCAACGAGGAUGGGAGACAGUACAGUCACCAGGUUGCUACUAGAUGGUACCGAGCCCCUGAACUACUAUAUGGAGCUAGGAAAUAUACUGAAGGAGUAGAUCUAUGGGCUGUUGGUUGCAUAUUCGGAGAACUUCUCAACAACUCUCCGCUCUUCCCGGGAGAAAAUGACAUUGAUCAACUUGGAAUAGUAAUCCGGAAACUUGGUACCCCGUCCGAGGAAAGCUGGCCUGGUAUAACACAGUUACCAGACUAUAGUAAAAUAACGUUCCCGGAUACAGCUGGAGUAUCCUAUCUGGAGAUGGUACCAGAGGCGAAUCCAAUUGAAGUAGAUUAUCUAAGUCAAUUCAUAGUUUACGACAGUGAUAAACGGUUAAGCGCAAAAGAGGCUCUGGAACAUGAAUAUUUUUACACUCUACCCUUCCCAGCAAAACUGAAAGAUAUGCCAACCCCUGGUGAAAAGAAACUUGGUUUAAGGAGUAAAGAAAUAGAGGUUGAUGUUUCAUUCAGAGAUCAUUUCAAGCAUCUAUAUAUUUAAUCAUAUGAUUAUAUUUCAUAAAAAUAUAAUUUCCGGAAACAAGCAUUUUAAAAUUGUUUUGUUUAUAUCGAAGUUCAAAACGAUUAUUUAAAAUUUAAUCCAAGAUUUAGCAAUUACAAGUCUAAAAAGGUAUUUUUACAAACUGCAUGCCCCCCCCCCCUUUACAAAAAAAGUCUUUACACUUCUAUUAAAAUAAUUGAUGGCCCUAGCUAUGAAGAUAUUGCGUAAAAACGAGGAAUAUAAAAUAAUCAUUCCCAAAAGACAUUUGUUUUGUGUUAUCUCUAGAGCAUUAAAGUUAAAAAUUUCAAUUGCAUAAUGCAUAUGGCGAGAAAAUUAAACAGAUUUGUGUUUAUAAUUGUGAUUUAUCUUUUAGUAAU
Eurytemora carolleeae is the source of this 1640-nucleotide messenger RNA. Its product is annotated as cyclin-dependent kinase 20. Gene Ontology annotation, biological process: protein phosphorylation. Bases 217 to 1263 code for a protein of 348 amino acids. Lineage: Eukaryota; Metazoa; Arthropoda; Copepoda; Calanoida; Temoridae. Gene Ontology annotation, cellular component: nucleus. The transcript has 9 exons. Gene Ontology annotation, molecular function: ATP binding; cyclin-dependent protein serine/threonine kinase activity. The record is from RefSeq and is a predicted model, not a curated record.